CUGCACUCAACUUGAGCGCAGUUUUUGGCUUAGAGCUCGCUGGGGAAGUGCAGGUUAAUUACUGCCCAGCCCCCAUCCCCUGCCCUCCCCCCAAUCCCGAGUGAGGGGCUGCUUCAUCCCUCAGGGAAAGGGACAAGACGGAUGCAGGUCCCCAGUGACACCUCUGGGGUGUGGCUUCAGGCCCCUGCACCCGCCCUGGCCGAGAUUCCAUUGGCCCAGACCUGGCACUGUUGGGCAGCUGGGGAUGAGGUUGGAGGCUGGUCUCUGGUUUCCUUCUGGGUGGACAGAUGCGGAUGCGCUCGGUUAGAACGUAGUUCUUGGUGCCACGACUGGGAGACAGUCCUCAGGCCCUCCCCUCAGGGAGCGCACUGUCCGGGGAGGGACAGCCAGCAAUAGUUCCUGGCCGGCCAGGAGAGGCAGAGGCAGAGGAAGGGGAAGGGUCAGCUGCCUUGAGGUCCCUGCCUGCUAACCUGACGGUAUGCUUUCACCAUGCCGGUGACCCCAGCCCCAGGACCAUGAGCAACUCGCCUGGCUCCCUUCUUUCCGUCUGCCUCCUGGCCGCGGGGCCCGGAGAGCUGGGAGCCAGAGGGUGUAAAUGAAGGGCAGGGCUGUUUGGGUGACUCCACGCUCUGCUUCUCCCGGAGGGAAGCCAAUGGUGCUUACCAUUUACAAGGCCUGUUACAGCUGCAGGGUUAUUUUGUCCUCAACUCAGCUCUGGGAGGCGGAGCCAAAUGGGGACCCAGGUAUCUCGGUUCCGGGUGCCCUGGAAGGAGUUCAGGGGAUAGGGCAGGGGACACCCUAGGUGGGCACUGAAUCUAGGGAGAGCCAACUGGGCUUUUACGGGCUAAUGGCCCUGGUGACUCAGUCAGAGGUAGGCAGGGAGUGGGCCAGGGUAGGCAGGAGCCCUUCCAGGGUCCCACGUGCGCUGUCACAGCCCUCCUCAGCCUGUUUCUGGAAAGCUGAGAAGUAGGCGGAAGGGGACUCCCACCCCUCAAGUCUGGCUGCCCUUUGAGGGUCUAGCUCUUGGCCCUGAGCCCUCCUGGGGCUCUGUUUAUGGCUGUAAUUGCAUCAUUAGCUAGAGUUGAUAGAGUUACUUAGCACCUGCCCCCACAGGGAGUGGCCCAGCCACCCCCUGGGUUCUGUCUCUUCCUUUUCAAAGUCAACUCGGUUUCUGCAGGCAACAGGGGUUUCCCCAACCACAGCUGUCAUGAAAACCAGGUUGGGCCUUUGUUCUGGGGAUGGAAGGCAGUCAGCACUUGGGGCCCGGCUUGGGGCUGCCCUGGAGAUGACCAUGGAAAUUGGGUUGGCCUCCUCUGAUCGGAGGGCGGGAGUUCAGGGUUCCCAGAGCUGCCAGAAAUGUUCACAUCCCAGGAUGCAGUGAACAUAUAUGCAUGUACGGUGUGGAUCCUCAUCUGAGAGGAGGGAGAUGAAAACACACUCACCUCACAGGCUGUUGUGAGGACUAAGGGUACGGCAGUGCCUGGUACAUGGGAGCCAACGCCGGCAGCCACCAUGGCGUCACGCAUAGGGCUGCGCAUGCAGCUCAUGCGGGAGCAGGCGCAGCAGGAGGAGCAGCGGGAGCGCAUGCAGCAACAGGCUGUCAUGCAUUACAUGCAGCAGCAGCAGCAGCAACAGCAGCAGCUCGGGGGGCCGCCCACCCCGGCCAUCAACACCCCCGUCCACUUCCAGUCGCCACCACCUGUGCCUGGGGAGGUGUUGAAGGUGCAGUCCUACCUGGAGAAUCCCACCUCCUACCAUCUGCAGCAGUCGCAGCAUCAGAAGGUGCGGGAGUACCUGUCCGAGACCUAUGGGAACAAGUUUGCUGCCCACAUCAGCCCGGCCCAGGGCUCUCCAAAGCCCCCACCAGCCGCCUCCCCAGGGGUGCGAGCUGGACACGUGCUGUCCUCCUCCGCUGGCAACAGUGCUCCCAAUAGCCCCAUGGCCAUGCUGCACAUUGGCUCCAACCCUGAGAGGGAGUUUGAUGAUGUCAUUGACAACAUUAUGCGUCUAGACGAUGUCCUUGGCUACAUCAAUCCUGAAAUGCAGAUGCCCAACACGCUACCCCUGUCCAGCAGCCACCUGAAUGUGUACAGCAGCGACCCCCAGGUCACAGCCUCCCUAGUGGGCGUCACCAGCAGCUCCUGCCCUGCGGACCUGACCCAGAAGCGAGAGCUCACAGAUGCUGAGAGCAGGGCCCUGGCCAAGGAGCGGCAGAAGAAAGACAAUCACAACUUAAUUGAAAGGAGACGAAGGUUCAACAUCAACGACCGCAUCAAGGAGUUGGGAAUGCUGAUCCCCAAGGCCAAUGACCUGGACGUGCGCUGGAACAAGGGCACCAUCCUCAAGGCCUCUGUGGAUUACAUCCGGAGGAUGCAGAAAGACCUGCAAAAGUCCAGGGAGCUGGAGAACCACUCUCGCCGCCUGGAGAUGACCAACAAGCAGCUCUGGCUCCGUAUCCAGGAGCUGGAGAUGCAGGCUCGAGUGCACGGCCUCCCUACCACCUCCCCGUCCGGCAUGAACAUGGCCGAGCUGGCCCAGCAGGUGGUGAAGCAGGAGCUGCCUAGUGAAGAGGGCCCAGGGGAGGCCCUGAUGCUGGGGGCUGAGGUCCCUGACCCUGAGCCACUGCCAGCUCUGCCCCCGCAAGCCCCGCUGCCCCUGCCCACCCAGCCACCGUCCCCAUUCCAUCACCUGGACUUCAGCCACAGCCUGAGCUUUGGGGGCAGGGAGGACGAGGGUCCCCCGGGCUACCCUGAACCCCUGGCGCCGGAGCAUGGCUCCCCAUUCCCCAGCCUGUCCAAGAAGGAUCUGGACCUCAUGCUCCUGGACGACUCACUGCUACCGCUGGCCUCUGAUCCACUUCUGUCCACCAUGUCCCCCGAGGCCUCCAAGGCCAGCAGCCGCCGGAGCAGCUUCAGCAUGGAGGAGGGCGAUGUGCUGUGACCCUGGUUGCCCCUGUGCCAGGGAACAGGGGCCGGCCUGGGGGCUGGGAGGGCCGGAGGCACCUCCCUCCCACCCUUCAGGCUGCACUGUGUGUGAAGUAGCCACCUGCCCUGCCUGCCUCCUCCCCGCUGGCCCCUGUUUGGACUUAGUGCCUGUCUGGCAGCCUGUGGGGUCAGGAGAAGCACCCCCCGGGCAGCCCUCUUGACCGGCCCAGUGGGAAGAGGCCUUCAGCCCCUCUCUCGGAGAUGGAAUCGCGGGGCAGGGAGGGGCAGGGUGUUCUAGAGGUGAGAAGAGGGCCUGGUGGAGAUGCCCUGUCUUCUGAGCCCGAGCCCCUCAUUACCAGUGAAGGACAUGCUUGAGGGGUUCGGGAAGCUCCUCAUCUGAGGCAACUGGUCCUGGGGGUGCUCAGGCCUGCCUUUUUGGGACUCAGAUGGCAGGAGGUCCACCCCGCAGCCUGGUCCUCGGCUCUCCCACAGGUGGGCACCCCCCACUUUGGUGCUAACAGCUCUCCACCAGGUGGUGUGAGCGCGGGGGCUGCCAGAAGCGGGAGGGGUCACUGCCGGAAGAGCAGCUGCCCUCCGACCCCCCACUUUGUGCCUUUAGUAAACACUGUGCUUUGUA
Messenger RNA from Pongo pygmaeus (Bornean orangutan), 3561 nucleotides. RefSeq names its product transcription factor EB (gene TFEB). The coding region runs from base 1513 to 2940 and encodes 475 amino acids. The transcript has 9 exons. Gene Ontology annotation, molecular function: DNA-binding transcription factor activity, RNA polymerase II-specific; RNA polymerase II cis-regulatory region sequence-specific DNA binding; protein dimerization activity. Gene Ontology annotation, cellular component: nucleus. Gene Ontology annotation, biological process: regulation of transcription by RNA polymerase II; positive regulation of DNA-templated transcription; humoral immune response. The record is from RefSeq and is a predicted model, not a curated record. NCBI's taxonomy places the organism in Eukaryota, Metazoa, Chordata, Mammalia, Primates, Hominidae.